Arabidopsis lyrata subsp. lyrata is the source of this 1041-nucleotide messenger RNA. RefSeq names its product NDR1/HIN1-like protein 10. The record is from RefSeq and is a predicted model, not a curated record. Lineage: Eukaryota; Viridiplantae; Streptophyta; Magnoliopsida; Brassicales; Brassicaceae. Gene Ontology annotation, biological process: defense response to other organism. The coding region runs from base 252 to 932 and encodes 226 amino acids. The transcript has a single exon.
GAGCCUUCUUGAGUUUUUAAAAUAAAUAGUUUAAAAAGUUUCCGAUACAAUGUGUUCACUUUACGUAAUCUGAUUCCUUUCUUCUUCAAACACUUCAAGAACUAUUUACUUUUCUUCUUUCAUACAUAACUCCUACACUCCAACACUUCAAGAACUAUUUACUUUUCUUCCUCGUACAUAACUCAUACACUCCAAGCUUUCAUGCUCAAAAUCUCCCUAGUCUUUUUUUGCCAGAAAAUCAUCAAAGCACAAUGACACCAGAUCGAACAACUAUCCCGAUCCAUACCAGUCCCGUGCCCCGAGCCCAACCCAUGAAGCGUCACCAUUCGGCUAGCUACUACGCUCACCGUGUCAGAGAAAGCCUCUCAACCCGGAUAUCGAAAUUCAUCUGCGCAAUGUUUCUCUUGGUUUUGUUCUUUGUAGGCGUCAUUGCUUUCAUACUUUGGCUCAGUUUACGCCCUCAUCGACCUCGGUUCCAUAUCCAAGACUUCGUGGUACAAGGUCUAGACCAACCUACCGGAGUCGAAAACGCAAGAAUUGCUUUCAAUGUAACUAUACUUAACCCUAACCAACAUAUGGGUGUUUACUUUGAUUCCAUGGACGGUUUCAUUUACUACAAAGAUCAACGGGUCGGGUCGAUCCCGUUGCUAAACCCGUUUUUCCAGAAGCCGACUAACACAACAAUUGUGACCGGGACGCUUACUGGAGCUUCCUUAACGGUAAACAGUAACCGUUGGACCGAGUUUUCUAAUGAUCGGGCUCAAGGAACCGUGGGUUUUAGGCUAGAUAUAGUUUCAAAUAUUCGGUUUAAACUCCAUAGGUGGAUCAGUAAGCGCCAUAGGAUGCAUGCUAAUUGCGAUAUCGUGGUUGGACGAGACGGGUUGAUCUUGCCCAAGUUUAACCAUAAACGGUGUCCAGUCUACUUCACUUAGAUUGAUUAAUUCAUUGGUUUGUUGUUUGCUGUUUUCUCUUUUGUAUUUUACUUUUCCUUUUGAAUGAUUUUGCUUUCUUUACGUUUUGUAACUUGGAUUUGGGAGUUUG